AUGGACAGUGGCCUCAGGGUCCUCCUGUCCACUGUGCUGUGUCUGAGCCACUCGCUGCUCAUCAGCUGCUCAUACCAGUACCCGUCGUUCCUGUCUGAGCCCUCCUCUGUGGUCCAAGGAGCCGGAUCAGUGGUUCAUUUGCACUGCUCAGUAUCGCCUCCGUCAGCAGCGGUAUCGUGGCAUUUUAAGGGCCGGCCGCUGGACCAGGACGUCCUCUCUGCAGUGGAGAUCCAUGGAGGCUCUCUCACCAUCUCAUCUUUAAAACCCAGCCAUGUCGGCCCCUACUACUGCGUGACCCCCUUCGCCCAAGGGCCCGCCAUCGCCAGCAGCCCCGCGCACGUGGCUAUUGCAGAAAUUUCAGAAUAUGAAGAAGGCAGACGGCGGUCGUUAUCGGCGCAGGAGGGUAGUACUGUUGUCAUAGAGUGCCCUUUACCGCGCAGUGUUCCUCCAGCGUUACCAAGGCUACGGGUUCAAGGGGAAUGGAUAGAAGAGUCAUCAGGUGACUAUUUAGUUCUUCCAUCUGGCAAUCUGCAAAUUUUAUCAGCAUCAACCAAACACCAAGGCAUGUACAAAUGUGGCGCUUACAACCCAGUAACCAGAGAAACUGUGAUGCAGACACAUGGCACCAAGCUCUCUGUCAAACAAUCCCCCGUGGACAGCUCCGCUCCCGUCCAAAUACUUUUCCCUUCUGUCCCGAUGACCGUCUCAGCGCGGCCCUCUCAUUCGCUAACACUGGAGUGCGUCAUUUCUGGGAGUCCGACACCGGCGACGAAAUGGUUUAAAAACGGAAAAGAAGUGACUCUCAAAUCUUCAAUUUAUCUUCAUCACAACAACCUCGUCUUCACUUCGACGUCACAAGAAGAUGCCGGGAGUUACACCUGUGCAGCCGAGUCUGGACACGGACUGGUCUUGAGUGUCGCCUACACUGUACAUGUUUUAGAACCUGUGUCGAUAGUAGAAGGAAUAACAAAUCAGCUGAAAAUUCCCGGCUCUUCCGCUCACUUCAGAUGCAAAGGGCGAGGGACCCCGAGCCCCAACAUCACCUGGAUGUUCAACACGGAACCUCUGAAACCUUCACAGCACUUUCAGGUGACACAAGAUUCACUCAUCAUCCCCAACGUGAGACCAGAAGAUGGAGGAAUGUACCAGUGUGUGUUGGACAACGGCAUCUCCGCAGUGCAGUCACAUGGGAUGCUUUCAAUCAAGUCAGACUCCCUGCUGUCUCCCACCAUCGCUGCUGUCCUCGAGGCCUCUCCUACAGCUCAUCCCAUGCAGAGUGACGAGGGUCUGGAACACUUCUUCAUAGAGGAGGACACUGAGCAGCUUCCGGCCGACAGAACCAACGACCGCCCCACACCAGAGGCCCCCAUCAUCACCAGCCCCCCACAAACCCACAAGCCCGACGUGUACGACCUGGAGUGGAGGGCCGGGCGCGACGGAGGAAGUCCCAUCAACGCAUACUUUGUGAAAUACAGAAAGGUGGAUGAAAUGGGGACGGUGGUGGGGAGCUGGCUGACAAUCCGUGUCCCGGGCUCAGAGAAAACCCUGCGUCUGUCGGAGCUGGAGCCGUCGAGUCUCUAUGAAGUCCUGAUGGUGGCUCGCAGCUCAGCCGGAGAAGGCCAACCCGCCAUGCUCACCUUCCGCACCGGCAAAGAAAAAAGCACCUCCUCCAACAAGAAUCCCUCCAAGCCUCCGGUCGUGUCGCUGCCUCCCAAAGCUCCUGAGGACAAAAUACCCAACACCCAUUUUGGAGUGGUCAUUCAUGACAGAGUUCCCGAGGCUCCCGACAGACCGACCAUCUCCAUGGCAACAGAAAGUUCAGUUUACGUCACGUGGAUCCCCAGAGCGAACGGCGGCUCUCCCAUCACAGCGUUCCGUGUGGAGUACAAGCGUGGGCGCAGUGCGGAGUGGGUCAUCGCAGCGGACAACAUCUCACCUCUCAAACUCUCUGUGGAAGUGCGAAACCUGGAGCCUGGCUCGACGUACAGGUUCCGUGUGGUGGCCAUGAACAUGUAUGGAGAGAGUCCACACAGCGUUCCGUCCAAGCCCUACCAGGUCCCUCAGGCCAGUCCCAGGAUGUCAGACCGACCGGUGCUGGGACCUCACAUCUCCUCCACUGACGCCAUCUCAGACACUCAGAUAAUGCUGCGCUGGACUUACAGCCCUUCCAGCAACAACAACACUCCGAUACAGGGCUUCUACAUUUACUACAGACCCACGGACAGCGACAAUGACAGCGACUACAAGAGAGACACUGUCGAGGGUGUGAAGCACUGGCAUAUGAUUGGACACCUGCAGCCCGAGACCUCCUACGAUAUCAAGAUGCAGUGUUUUAACGACGGGGGCGAGAGCGAAUACAGCAACGUAAUGAUAUGCGAGACCAAAGCGCGACAGGCCCCGGGCUCUCCCAGCCAGCACCCCUUCACUCCUCCAGGGCCACACCCUCAGGAGCCGGCCAGUCCUCCGGGGGGGCUGCUUUACAUGAUCGUCGGUUGUGUUCUAGGGGUCAUGGUUCUCAUCUUGUUAGCAUUCAUCGCCAUGUGUCUGUGGAGGAAUCGUCAGCAGAACAACAUGCACAAGUACCCCCCUGGUUAUGCCGGAUAUCAGCCAGCAGAGAUGAAUGGCCAUGUUCUCGAGUACACCUCAGUGGCUCGCAACAACCACAUCAAUGGAGGUGUGCAUGGGAGCUAUGGACACAAUGGCCAGAUGUUGUCCCAGGGGUGCCAUCAUCUCCACCACAAACUCCCCAACGGCCUGUCUUUAAUAAACGGUACCGGAGGCCUGUUCUCACCGGGACACUCACACAGCCAUGACGGGACGCUGCCCCACAGCACGCGGGACUGCGAGCACUCACACUCGUACCAUCACCAUAAUGGUGGAGGCAUCUACACAGCACUUCCUCAAACUGAGUCGUCUGAUUGUAUGAGCUGUCAAAAUCUUUGCAACAACAACAGCAGAUGUCACAACAAAACCAAUGGCACUUUCUCCAGUGGCACUCUCCCACUAAUGCACCGUGUGGCCGGCUGCCAGCAGGACGGCCUGGAGAUGGUUCCUCUGGGACAGGUGUCACAGCACUGCCCUGAGCACCACUCUCACACUGGGGACCCAGAACACAACGGCCCGUACCCGCAGGAGCCACGGGGGUCACCGUCACAGCACUCCUGCUGUCUGGGCGACAACACUGACAGCUCAGACAGAACCGGGGACGAGGAGCCGGAGUGCUUGGACCUGGAGGGGACCAUGGUGUGCUGGGAGGCGCUCACGCUGACCGACUUGGACUGUGACGAAAAGCCAAGCUGGAUCUCAAGUAGCAGCCGCGGAGGAGAGCUGAUCCAGGCUGGACCGCAGGAGGUCUGA
Knipowitschia caucasica is the source of this 3357-nucleotide messenger RNA. Lineage: Eukaryota; Metazoa; Chordata; Actinopteri; Gobiiformes; Gobiidae. The record is from the annotation of a GenBank genome assembly.